AUGGCGCCUCCUUUGUCUGAUACGUAUCUAUACUCAAAUAAACAAAAUAUAUACAAUUCAUUCUCCCUCUCUGUCUGUCUGUCUGUCUGCCUCUCUCUCUUUCUCUUUCUCUGUCUCUCUCACUUUCUCUCUCUCUCUCUCUAUCUCUCUCUCUCUCUUUCUCUUUCUCUGUCUCUCUCACUUUCUCUCUCUCUCUCUGUCGAUCUCUCUCUCUCUUUCUCUUUCUCUCUCUCUCUCUUUCUCUGCAAAUGCAGGCAGCUGUUCCGUGACCUCUUCAACGACGUCGCUGCCCUCGUCGCCUACACCGAAAGAGCUCUGCAGUGCAUAACAUCCUGCUUCGCAGAGGCUGCCCAGCUCUUCGGACUCGAGAUCAGUUCGAAGAAGACGGAAGUCCUCCGCCAGCCUGCACCUCGAGAAGAGUACCGACCUACCCACAUCAUCAGCGAGACUGAGCUGAAAGCAGUUCACCAGUACACUUACCUGCGGUGUACAUCACAUCGUAUGCCAAGAUCGACAGGGAAGUAG
This is a messenger RNA of Acanthosepion pharaonis, 525 nucleotides long. NCBI's taxonomy places the organism in Eukaryota, Metazoa, Mollusca, Cephalopoda, Sepiida, Sepiidae. The record is from the annotation of a GenBank genome assembly.